Messenger RNA from Helicoverpa armigera (cotton bollworm), 1850 nucleotides. Its product is annotated as solute carrier family 25 member 35. The transcript has 6 exons. The record is from RefSeq and is a predicted model, not a curated record. NCBI's taxonomy places the organism in Eukaryota, Metazoa, Arthropoda, Insecta, Lepidoptera, Noctuidae. Bases 349 to 1311 code for a protein of 320 amino acids.
AUCGUGAACUGUCAGUUUCGAAUUUGACAGAUCUCCGCAAUGUUUGCUACUUUGACAUUUGAAAAUUCCCUGUAUUACGAAAUCAUAGAAAUAGAAAUAUAACAUUUUCUGUAAGUUUCCGUCACAUAAUCGACUUCACGGCAGCCCAUGAUGUUGACCCAUAUACCAUUAAUAGAAUACAUUAGAUGACUUCAAGUUGCACCAACUCUGGAUAAGAAAAUUUUCAAUAUGAAGUUCACUACAGUCCCAAGAAUAUCAAUGAAUAUAUAAUCCCGAUGCCAUUCAAUAUAAAAAUCCGAAAAAAAAACGUACUACUGAUGAAUAAGACUUUAUCCCGACUAAACAAAAAUGGUGAGUGUCCCGGUACAUAAACCCAAAACGCUGGCGCGCGAUUUAAAUCGUGAUGUCACCGAUUUACUUAUGGGCGGUGUGUCAGCCAUGUUCGCUUCUCUAUUCACAAACCCUAUAGAGGUUGUCAAAGUAAGACUGCAGUUACAAGGAGAACUUAAAGCGAGGGGCGAGCAUGCUGUCUUCUAUAAGAACGUGCCCCAUGGCCUGUAUGUGGUCGGCAAAAAUGAAGGAAUCGUGGCCUUGCAAAAUGGACUGACUGCUAUGCUUGGGUUUCAGUUCUUUUUAAAUAUUUUUAGGUUAGGGUCCUUCCGAAUAGCCGAAAGAAGGGGCAUGCUCAAAGACUCAACGGGGCAAACCUCCUUGCUCCGAGGCGCCGGUGUCGCGGGCGUUGGCGGCGCCCUAGGGUCUAUAGCCGGGACUCCAUUCUACCUGGUGAAGGUUAGGCUGCAGUCUCAAGCAGCCAAGGCGAUCGCUGUCGGCCAUCAACAUAAGUGCAAGGGGACCACGAGCGCGCUUAUGGAUAUAUUUAGAAAUGAAGGUGUUAAAGGUCUGUUCCGCGGCGUUGGUCCUCAAAUCCCUCGCGGCAUGGCUGGCAGUGCCUCUCAGAUCCUAAGCUUCACGUACGCCAAGGACUGGCUGCGAGCUCACGACUUGUUCACGGAGUACCCUCUCAUGCUGUCCUUCUUCGGAGCCAACCUUGGAGGCAUCGUGAUGACGCUGUGUCUCAACCCCUUCGACGUUAUUGCUACUAGGCUGUGCAAUCAACCCGUCGACGCCCAAAACAAAGGGAAGCUCUACAAAGGUAUGAUCGACUGUGGCCUCAAAAUGAUUCGCUUCGAGGGCCCAAUGUCUCUAUACAAAGGUGUAGGAGCAAAUUACCUGAGGCUCGGACCUCAUACAGUGUUGCUACUCAUGUGCUGGGACAAGCUCAAGGAAAUCGACGAGUAUGCACGUAGUUAACACCUCUUUACAUAAACAAAGGAGUUCCCGCUGUAUUGGAGCUGCCAGAAUCAAAAAUUACAUCAAUUUGGUAGUUUUUUUUAAUAGUGAUUAAGCAUCAUUUUUUAUUGAUUGUAUGUAUAAACAUAACAUAAUUCUGUUUUUAAGGGAAAUGGUAGUGAAUUUUACUUUGGUUAUUUGAGUCAUCUCAUGGGCAUCGUAGGUCAAGUGCAAGUAACUUAACAUGUCCAAGUCACAUUCAAAUAUGAUAUUAGUUACUUGUGCAGCUAUUAUGGGUCAAGUACUAUCAGCGAAUAAUGGCUUGGAUGAUGAAUAACCGCUCAUAAAUAAAUAUACUAUUAUACACAGAAAACAAAGUCAACUAACGUGUGAAAAAUUGUUAGUUAACAUCAAGCAUAGAAUUUUCAAAAAAUCUAAUCAACGACUUCAGUGCCAAACAUAAAAAAAAUCGCUUGUAUUGAUUUUCUUUAAAAAAGUGAGGUGUUCAAAACAACGGCUUUUAGCCAUAGAAACUGAUCUUAAAAACUGUAAAAAGUAAA